Bemisia tabaci is the source of this 7176-nucleotide messenger RNA. RefSeq names its product G-protein-signaling modulator pins (gene pins). Gene Ontology annotation, biological process: establishment of mitotic spindle orientation. Gene Ontology annotation, cellular component: cell cortex. Lineage: Eukaryota; Metazoa; Arthropoda; Insecta; Hemiptera; Aleyrodidae. Gene Ontology annotation, molecular function: GDP-dissociation inhibitor activity; G-protein alpha-subunit binding. The record is from RefSeq and is a predicted model, not a curated record.
CUCCUUUUCAAUGCCAUUUCUAUUUUCAGUUAUUUUUCCUGAAGUUGUUGACAUCUUCUAAUUUAUGAAACAUUUUAGUGGAAACUGCCCGGAUGUAGCCGUAAUUUUUGAAUUUAAUGACUGAAUUGAAAUCAGGUUAAUGCAACUCAAACCAUCAUGAGCUUUAGUGUCAGUACAGAAAAUCUUCCCUCAGAAGAGACCGAAGGACAGAGUCAUGAUGUUGCUGACGGAGGAAACAUGUGUUUGGAAUUGGCGCUGGAGGGAGAGCGACUUUGCAAAGCCGGUGACUGUAGAGCAGGAGUUGCUUUUUUCCAAGCAGCAAUUCAAGCUGGCACUGAUGACCUCCGUACUUUAAGCGCCAUUUACAGUCAGCUGGGGAACGCUUACUUUUACCUAGGAGAUUACGCCAAAGCAAUGCAAUAUCAUAAACACGAUCUCACUCUUGCAAGAACAAUGGGAGAUAAACUUGGUGAAGCAAAGUCAAGUGGGAACCUAGGCAAUACUUUAAAAGUCAUGGGUCAGUAUGAUGAAGCAAUGAUAUGUUGCAAGCGCCACCUAGAAAUAUCUCGAGAAUUAAAAGAUCGGCUAAGUGAAGGUAGAGCCUUGUACAAUUUAGGCAAUGUCUAUCAUGCGAAAGGAAAACACAUCGGCAAAAUGGGCCAACAAGAUCCUGGAGAAUACCCAGAAGAUGUUCGUGUCUGUCUCCAAAGCGCUAUUCAUUAUUACGAGCAAAAUCUGGAGCUCAUGCAAGAGCUAAACGAUACAGCUGCACAAGGACGUGCAUGUGGAAAUCUUGGGAAUACUCAUUAUUUGCUGGGUAAUUUUCAGCAAGCUGUCUGUUACCAUAAACAACGAUUAAAAAUUGCCCGUGAAUUUGGAGACAAAGCAGCUGAAAGACGGGCAAAUAGCAAUCUUGGAAAUUCUUACAUAUUCCUAGGUCACUUCGAAACUGCUGCCGAUCAUUACAAGAAAACGCUUGCUCUAGCUCAGGAACUUGGUGAUCGUGCAAUCGAAGCUCAAGCCUGCUAUAGUCUUGGCAAUACUUAUACUCUUCUUCGAAAUUAUGAACAGGCCAUAGAAUACCAUCUGAGACAUUUGAUAAUAGCCCAACAGUUAUUAGACCGUGUUGGGGAAGGACGAGCAUGUUGGAGUCUAGGAAACGCUCAUGCAUCUUUGGGGAACCAUGAAAAAGCACUAUAUUUUGCUAAAAAGCAUUUAGAAAUUUCAAAAGAGUUAGGUGACAAUGUUGGUCAAGUCACUGCACAAAUGAAUGUGACGGAUUUGCGUAAAAUAUUGGGAAUGUCUGACCAGGAACUGUCACCCGACAGCAUGGAGCUGAUAAACACCUAUCAGUCAUCACCAGCGGUACAUCGAUAUAGGGUGAGACGUCACAGCAUGGAUCAGCUUGAUCUAAUCAAGCUGACUCCGGAUGGCAAAUCUAAUUCCAACGCACAUUUCAAACCGAAUGCCAAGACUGACACUGGGGAGGAAGAAUCGUUCUUUGAACUUCUAUCAAAAUUCCAGUCUGAGAGAAUGGACGAUCAAAGGUGCUCUUUAGCUGUCUCGAAAACCAACAAAGAAACUGAAGAAUACCAUUCACUUCCGGUUACUUUAAGUACAGCUGGCAACAGUGAGAACAAAGAAAACUUGAACAAUAACACUGCACCAACUUUGAGCACAAACACCAAUGGUGAUGUUCAAGAUGAUCUGAUCGAUUUAAUCGUGGGUAUGCAGAGCAAGAGAAUGGAUGAACAGCGUGUGGCUCUUCCACACCUACCUGGCCUGUGUCCACCAGGAUCGAAACAACAUGAUUCGAUGCCAGAUGACAACUUUUUGGACAUGUUGAUGCGGUGCCAAGGAGCGAGAAUAGAGGAUCAACGCAGCUCCUUACCGCAGGAAGAGGAUGGUGCCUCUCUACCACCCCAGCUCAACCAGAACAACCGAGGCGCCACCGUGCCGGAUGAAGACUUCUUCUCACUCAUCAUGAGACUGCAGUCAGGAAGAAUGGAAGAUCAGCGAGCGUCAGUACCCAAGCCAAAAAAGUAAAUAACUCAUUCGUGUUUAACGAAGUCCCAGGUCCCCCUGGCUUUAUGCAUAACUCCAAUUUUUUUAUUCGUUUAUUUCUAUUUGUUAAAUAGUUUCAGCCAUCUGAUUUUUUUCAAGUUGCACUGUUUUCUUUCCUUUGCGGGUGUAAGUACAGGGGAAAGUGUCAAGUUGCAUUUACAAUUUUAGGUUUUCAUUUUUAUAUUGUUUGAUGUAAAAUCAGUCUUUUCAAGAAAUGAGAUACUAAAUAAAAUGAGAAUUCAUGUUACACAAUUUGUGUGUUCUCAGCUCAAAUUUUCAUGCAAAACAACGGUGAACAUAAUUAAAUUUUCAUAAGAUAACUAUAUGAGAAGGGCUCAAUACUAAGGCAUUAAAGUCUCCCACAUCUAUCAAUGGGAACGUCAUGUUCGCUAAGUAGCUAUAGUCUCUUUUAGUCAAAUUUGGAAUUAAACCGAUUUCUUUUUAUUUUAUUUGGCUAAUUGUAACUACUUAAUUUUUUUGUAACAAUGCAGAACAUUCCUAACUUGUGUGAGUGUCACUGAUUGUUGGUAGGCGGGACUUAUCUGAUGAAAAAUAAUUUUUGCACAAUAUGGUAACACUAUUGUAACAUUUUUACUCGUUUUGAUAGGGAGCAAUCGGAACAGACUCUAAGUACGUAAAUGCCAAAAAUUGCUCGGAGGUUUCUAACCUCACUUUUCUCCACUGCUCUCUCAUUGGUUGUUCCUUGAUCAUGAAAAAGUAACACAAUUAAAUUUGUGAUUUUCUUGUCAAAGUAUGUUAUUAUUAAAGACUGAAAUCCUUCUUGAAAUUGUAUAAGAUCUAGAUUUUAAACAGUUUUCCUCUUGUCUACAUUGGGAGAAAUAUGACUAUUAUAUUAGUCUGAUCUGCCUCCUAUUCCUAUUUAAAUUCAUCGCACUCUUGGGAAAAUGAAUAAUUGGAUAUUGCAAUUUAUUCCGUCAAAAUUCUAAAGAAACUUCACAUACAUAAUAGAGCUGUUAAGUUCUAGGAGAGAAAAUUUCAAGAUAUUUUGACUGUCCCUAUUUUUAUUGUUUUUAUUCAAAACAGUCUGAUUUAAUCUUUAUCAGUUGGUUGAAUUAUUAACCGUAAAAGUAACUACUCACUAUGUCUUACCAUUCUUUAAUCACUUGAAUGACAAUUUUUUUGUGUAUAUUCUUAACAUAUUGUAUAUAAAAUGAUAAAUUUGCAAGCAGAAUCCACAAUUAUUGCUAAGUUUGUAGCUUAUGUUGACCUUUUUCCUUAUAACAAUCAUAGUACUAAAAAAAGGGCUGAUUUUUUUGGUUGUAUUCGCAUAAAAUUGAAAAGGUCGACUUUUCAAUACUGCAGCUAAUAGCAGACUUACAUAACCCCUAAGCAUUUCCAGUGUCCGAAUCUUAAAGCAGUUUGAUAUCAUGGUUGUGAUUUUAGCCUUGAUGAAAAUCGUGUUAGCACGCACCUGUGGUUUUAUUGUUUUAACACUUGUUUUCUUGCACUUUUUUCUUUGAGAAAUAUAUAAAAAAGUUAAAAACAUUUCUUUUAAGAUGGUUUCCAAUAGUGAAACUAUAAAAACACCUAUCUGAAGUGGGUGUUUCAAAUUUUCCACUCUGACUUUAUUUUUCCAAGAGACUGUUCGUCAAUAUUUUUGCGAGUAAUUUUCAGAGUGAAUCUUUAGAAGGGCGUAAAAGCAUUACUCAAAAUUUAUCAAAGUUUGUUCGUCCUUCAUAGAAGUAAAAUAUAGUAAAACAUCUGCAACAUCAGGAGAUGUAUGCUUUAAAAGUUCAAGAAUAAUUUUCAGUGGCCAGGCGAGAAUGAUCAAUUAUCGAUGGUUCCCCAUUUAAAACUGUGGUAAAGAACUGAUCAUCAAGGCUUUUGUUGCAAACACCCUGUUUGUCGAUCCUUUUCUAUAGGUGUAAAUGGCAGACCAAUCGAUUAAUCGCGAAGCAAGUCACGCCACUGAUAAUUUUACAAUUCAAGUGCCAAAUUAAUGGAAAUUAGAAGUCUCUUAGUAGAGGCUACAAAGUAUCUCUGUUUUAAUAUUUCUGUCUUGCUGCAUGGUGUAAUUUUCUUUAAAAUCCACUCCUCUUUCAAAUUAUUUGUUGCAAUGUAUGUGGGUGAAUUACGGUACCUUUUUAAAAAAUUAGAGCCGGUUUUUUUUUCAAUGAUUUUCCUUCUUGAUACUAACUUUUUGCAGGGGUGCAGAAAACGUUCAACUACGUCCCUAGGUGGGGGCAUGAAAAAGUGAAAAGGUCUUGAAACUUGUGAAAGGAGGGAAAAUCCUUAAAGAUGAAAAGUUGCAGGAAAAAAGAAGAAAUAGAUCAUAAUUUUUGAAAGAUCGGGAAAUCUUGUGGAAUGCCGAUGAGAAAAAUGUGAAAGCCUCUAAGAUUCUGCACCCCUCAGUAUUGCCUGAAGGGCUUGAUGAUAGGGAGUCCUGUUAUGUUUCCAAAAUUCAAUAUUCCCCUCGAUGCAUUCUAUUUGUCUUAAUUUUGAUCUCAAAUCUGAUCAAAGUAAAAUUACUUACUUUACCCCCUCAAAAUAUUUGCUUUCUUAUCAUUUUUAAAGAUUCAAUUACUGCUUGUAUGUAUAUAAUUUUUACUGUUCAUUAAACUCAUUGUAAUUUAUAGGUUAUCUCUCAUGGAGACUCAUACUUUUGAUUGCUCCCUCCUUUUUUUAUUUUUUUAUAAUUUAAUGAAAUACAUAUUGCAUUUAGCCGAAAGAAGUGGAAAGGAGAGAAAAAAAAAAACGAUUUAGCGAUACAGUAAUGCAUCCAAAUUAAAUUUAUUCUCUAGAGUUGUGCUGUCCCAAAUCUGCAGAGGACUACAAAUAGAAAAUUUUACUUUGCCUGUUUCAUCAGGAAAAGGCACAAAGGUUAUUUUAUGUUCUCUCUUUCUUCCGCUGUUCCUUUCAUUCUAUUUUUUUCCCUUUUUUAAUAUUUUAUACUUCUACUCCUUUCUGACUAAUCAAUUCCAAAGCUCUACAAACAUUGUAUAACUGGCAGUUACCUUUCUGAUUUGACUUUCAUUUUCAUAAUGUUCUUCCAAUAAAAUACUUACAGUUUUAAGUGUUGUAUAAUCUCAUAUUUAAGGCAUACGUGUAAAUUUUAUAAAUGGAGCCAAUCAUCUACAAUUGGUAUGUAUUUUUCUUUGGUAUCUAACAAAUUAAGCUUAUGCAACCUCUGCAUGCAUCAAAAUACUCGAGCAGUGUUUUAAAUUAUCCAGACUCUAGUGUAUAAUUGACUUUUGUUUUUCUCAAAUUUAAGACUGAAGCAAUUAUUCUGUUGUAGUUCGUUGCAACAGUUAGCGUUAAUGCCAUCAGUUACGUAGAGUUCUAGAAAUCUGUAUAUCCACGACAUAAAAUUUUUACUUUUUGUGUGAGUUACAAGCUUUACUCAACGUGACUUUGAAAUUUUAAAUUGACUCUCAGACAGCUACAAUAAUGUAACAGAUGAAAGAUUAUAUUAUGAUUCACAUUUUGGUGAUGUAAAUUGUUCAAAAAGUUUCCUCUUGCAAUCAUUGUCAACUACGACAUUGCCCUGAAAAUUCUGCAAAACAACGUUGCUCACAUUUACAUUAUUUGUAGCCAAGGGGCUGUUCAUAAAAUACAUAUUCGUUAAUUGGAUUUUGUGACCCCCUCUUCCUCAUAAUGUAUCUGUAACACAACUGUACCCCCUAAAACAAAUUAUGUAAUGAGUAGUUCAACCUUUUCUUCGAAAUGGUGUUUUGUGAUGAAUUUUGGAUUAAAAAUGGCCUCAUUGUGCUGUUGUUUGGGUUUUCGCAAAAUCAGUGCUCGGCGCAGAUUGUAGCGUUAUGCAAUGCAGCUCUGAACGCCUGCCCUCUCCCUGUAUUACAGGCUUAGAAUCCUCCUUCCUCCUGAAACAUUAUGUAUCCUAUGAACGGCCCCUCAGCUUCAAAUAAGAUCAUUAAUAUGUAUUCUUUCUUCCAAAAAUUCCAUGCUUUAUAUCAAUAUUUCUCUUGAUUUUUACUUUAAUUUCUCAAUCAUUAGCCUUUUUCUCUAUUUGCUGCUUACAAAAGACAUUAGUCAACAGAAAUAAGAGUAGCCAAGCACCAAAAACAAAGAUAAUUUGCUUCAUUGGAGUCUACAUGGCACUUUAGCUUGCUUGUAUUUGUAAAUUUAAUUGUCUUAACUGUCCAAAAUAUGGGGCAAGAUUUGCUUCCACUGUUAGUACCUGUAAAUUUUAUUUUUUAUUCUCAAUGUAUUUUCUUUUGAAAUUUUUCUUUUUUUAAUCUAUUCCAUUGUAAACGUCCCUAUUUUUCAGUAUCUUUCACCUCUGAGUGAUCGUUUUCAUGAUUGAACUGCAUCGAGCAAAAACUGCUGACAUCCACUUUUUAAGCUUUGAUUUUUUUUUUUAUGAUAAUACUUUUCAAGAGUUGAUAGAAUCAUGGAAAUGGUGUGAAUACUGGUUUUGAUAGUAAAAUAACUUUUAAACGAGGAUUCACACUACUUCCAUGGUUGUAUCCAACUCUAUAAAGUAUUCAUCAACCUAGAAAGGCUCAAGAAUGGAAAAAUGGACGUAAGCAGAUUUGGCCCAAUGCAAUUCAUUUGAUACAAGUACAUACCUUGUUUUACUCCAAAUGGUGGGGUAUUUUGACAAUUGCAUAUUCUUGUAAUUAAAAUCGACAUUGAAUGAAAUAAGAGAAAAAAUUUCUCGUACCAUUUGCGCUUACCUCAAGUCCAAGAAAAAUGAGACGAAUAUUGAUUAUUGCAGCUUCCUUAAUUUUACUGGAGGGCUCCUCAACAGCUCUAAAACUGCGAUCAAUCCAACUUCAAAUAGCUUAGUUUUAAGUUUUCAGUUACUUUUAAUUUGCGCAAAAUAUCCCAUUAUCAUGUCUGAGGUCACAUUAUGACCCCUCACUGCAAAGUUUCCUCUUCUAGCUAAGAUUUAAAAAACAUUUGCAGUUUCGAAAAUUCAAAAUUAAACCCUCAGUGGUGCUAAAAAUUUCGGUGGUAAUACUUUUCAACUGUUCAAGCCCAGAACUCCGUUGGUUGCAGUGAUGCGCCUUAGUGCCGUUCUGUUGAUCGUGAUGAAAAAAUGUCCAUGAAUUAUAAUCAAUGUUGAAACUUUUAUGAAUUGCUACUACCUAUUUAUUUCAAGUAAAAUAAAUAAAAUAUUCAUACAAA